This is a messenger RNA of Gadus morhua (Atlantic cod), 1859 nucleotides long. Its product is annotated as ubiquitin protein ligase E3 component n-recognin 7. Gene Ontology annotation, cellular component: cytoplasm. The record is from RefSeq and is a predicted model, not a curated record. The transcript has 11 exons. The coding region runs from base 122 to 1315 and encodes 397 amino acids. Gene Ontology annotation, molecular function: zinc ion binding; ubiquitin protein ligase activity. Lineage: Eukaryota; Metazoa; Chordata; Actinopteri; Gadiformes; Gadidae.
AACAACUCUGCGCCACUUCCGCCACGUGGUCAACUCCCGCCCGGAAAGGGCGUUUGUCAACACUGAGCCAGUCUGCCUGUUGUGUUCAAACGAUCCGCGGGGACCUUUGUUCUGAACUACGAUGUCGGAUGAUAUAGAAGACACUGCAAUCGUAUCUCUUCGAGAUAUCAUGGACGAGGACGAACUGAGAGAGGCGCUGUCGGUGUUGGGGGGCAGCGACCCAGAACAUUGUUCUUACACUAAGGGCUAUGUGAAGAGGCAGGCGGUGUUCGCCUGCAGUACUUGCACUCCCACGGGCGUGGAUCCUGGUGGGCUUUGUCUGGCCUGCGCAAACAUCUGCCACGAUGGACAUGACAUCUUUGAGCUGUAUACCAAAAGACAGUUUCGUUGUGAUUGUGGCAACGACAAGUUUGGGGACUUCAAUUGCCAACUAAACCCAACCAAAGACAGUCUGAAUCUAAAAAACAAAUACAAUCACAACUUCUGCGGGAAAUACUGCUCCUGUGAUCGGCCAUAUCCAGACGCAGACGACCAGGUGGACGAUGAGAUGAUCCAGUGCAUUAUAUGUGAGGAUUGGUAUCACACCAGGCACCUGGGCUGUGCCGUGGUGGACUCUGAGGAGCUGCAGGAGAUGGUGUGUGAGGCGUGCAUGAACAAAGCCCCCUUCCUGUGGAGCUAUGCUGCUCAUAUUGCAGCGGCGCCUGUGAUCAAAGUUGGUCAUUCGGGGGAAGAGCUGGAGGUGAAUGUUGACGAACUGGAAAACCAGGAAGACCGGAAGUGUGAGGCCUUUAGAAACGGGGGAGAGGGAUCCUCCUGCCAAACCCUGGACAAGCAACCAGAAAACCGAAGUGCGGCCUUCAAGCGGACGCACCAGGAGAUGACGGACAGCCCGGUGAAGACCCACGGCUGCAGGCUGAAGGAGCUCCCGACCGGGGGUCCGCACAGGGCGAGGGAGGGAGCCGUGUUCUGGCCCUAUAAUUGGCGCUCCAAGCUGUGCACCUGUGUAAGCUGCAAGAGGGCCUAUGUGAAGGCGGAGGUGCAGUUCCUGUUGGAUGAGUCGGACACGGUGCUGGCCUACGAGAACAGCGGCCGGGCGCAGCCGUUGGGCGAGGACCGGCUGAUGUCAUUCCUGAGCUCCCUGGACCAUGUGCAGCAGCUGGAGAUGAUUUACCAUUACAAUGACCUAAAAACAGAACUGACGACAUUCCUGCAGCAGCAUGCCGUUGAACAUAAGGUGGUCACAGCAGAGGACAUAGAGCAGUUCUUUGAGGGGCUACAGUCGAGGAAGAGGGGGCGACCCAACGCAGGCUACUGAGGAGGCACUGGACCGAUGCUUCCCUUACAGUGCCUAGGACUGAUCUGGGACCAUCUUUUCCUGUUCAAUACCGUUUAGAAACGUGCUGCUACCGAUACUUGAACAGUGAAGGGGAUUUGAAGAGCCAGAUGUACUGGUAUCCAUAAGUUUGUUAACGCCUACCUUGCCUUCAUCGUUCAUACUUGAAUUAGUCACUUUUUUUUUUUUUUUUCCAUUAGACGAGGUUCGUCAACAUCUGCCUAGUGUGCUUUAAGUCAUGUUUUGUGCCUCCUUGGAGACCUAACGGUCCAUUAUGAAUGAACACAGCGUUUUGUCAGCCUGGGAAACACCAGUGUGCAUUCCCCUGUGAUUUCCAUGAGUAGGCAGAGUGCUCCUUAGUGCGGCGUGACAUUUGGACUUAUUGAUGCUGACGGGUGUGGAAGCCAAAUCUGUUUACUCUGCACCAUUGAUGUGAAAUAUUGCUGAUAGUGGUUAAAACACACGUUCUGCUAACCAGCCACGUAGAUGUUCUGAAUGUAUUAAAGACCCAAGUGAAAUGACUGAA